UUACCUUGCUGGAUUCCAGAUCAGUUCAGGGAGAACUGGGGUGGAUAGCAAGUCCCCUGGAAGGAGGGUGGGAAGAAGUAAGCAUUAUGGAUGAGAAGAACACUCCGAUCCGCACCUAUCAAGUCUGCAAUGUGAUGGAGCCCAGUCAGAAUAAUUGGUUACGAACUGAUUGGAUUCCCCGUGAGGGGGCUCAAAGAGUAUAUAUUGAAAUCAAGUUCACGCUAAGAGACUGCAACAGCCUGCCAGGUGUCAUGGGAACUUGCAAAGAGACUUUCAACCUUUAUUACUAUGAAUCAAACAAUGAUAAGGAGCGUUUUAUUCGAGAGAGCCAGUUUGCCAAGAUUGACACCAUUGCUGCUGAUGAGAGCUUCACCCAGGUGGACAUUGGUGACAGGAUCAUGAAGCUGAAUACAGAGAUACGGGAUGUGGGACCUCUCAGCAAGAAAGGGUUUUACUUGGCUUUUCAGGACGUCGGUGCCUGCAUUGCUUUGGUGUCUGUUCGUGUCUUCUAUAAGAAGUGCCCAUUGACAGUUCGAAACCUGGCACAGUUUCCAGACACCAUUACCGGGGCUGAUACAUCCUCUCUGGUGGAGGUUCGUGGCUCCUGCGUCAACAACUCGGAAGAGAAGGAUGUGCCAAAAAUGUACUGUGGGGCAGAUGGUGAAUGGCUGGUGCCCAUUGGCAACUGUCUGUGCAAUGCUGGCUAUGAAGAACGUAAUGGUGAAUGCCAAGCUUGCAAAAUCGGAUACUACAAGGCUCUCUCGACAGAUGUUGCGUGUGCCAAAUGCCCGCCUCACAGCUACUCCAUCUGGGAAGGCUCUACCUCCUGCACCUGCGAUCGGGGCUUUUUCCGAGCUGAAAAUGAUGCUGCCUCCAUGCCCUGCACUCGCCCUCCGUCUGCUCCCCAGAACCUGAUUUCCAAUGUCAAUGAGACAUCGGUGAACUUGGAGUGGAGCCCCCCCCAGAACAAAGGUGGUCGGGAAGACAUCUCCUACAAUGUGGUAUGCAAGCGGUGUGGUGCCGGCGACCUCAGCCGCUGCCGGUCCUGUGGCAGUGGUGUGCACUUCAGCCCCCAGCAGAACGGCUUGAAAACCACCAAAGUCUCCAUUACUGACCUCCUGGCACACACUAACUACACCUUUGAAGUCUGGGCGAUGAAUGGCGUGUCCAAGCAAAAUCCCAGCCAGGACCAAGCUGUGUCAGUCACUGUGACAACUAACCAAGCGGCUCCGUCCCCAAUUGCUUUGAUCCAGGCUAAAGAGAUAACAAGGCACAGCGUUGCCUUGGCUUGGCUGGAACCUGACAGGCCAAAUGGAGUCAUCCUUGAGUAUGAAGUCAAAUACUAUGAAAAGGACCAAAAUGAGCGCAGCUAUCGCAUUGUGAAGACAGCCUCCAGGAAUACUGACAUCAAAGGCUUGAACCCUCUGACUUCAUACGUAUUUCACGUGCGGGCCAGGACAGCAGCAGGAUAUGGAGACUUCAGUGGACCGUUUGAGUUCACAACUAACACAGUUCCUUCCCCCAUCAUUGGCGAUGGUACCAAUCCCACAGUGCUUCUUGUUUCAGUGGCUGGCAGUGUUGUUCUUGUGGUCAUUCUCAUUGCAGCCUUUGUCAUCAGCAGGAGGCGCAGUAAGUACAGUAAGGCUAAGCAAGAAGCAGAUGAGGAGAAACAUUUGAACCAAGGUGUUAGAACAUAUGUGGAUCCUUUUACAUAUGAGGAUCCAAACCAAGCUGUGAGGGAAUUUGCCAAAGAAAUUGAUGCCUCCUGCAUAAAGAUUGAAAAAGUUAUUGGUGUGGGGGAAUUUGGUGAAGUAUGCAGUGGACGUCUCAAAGUACCAGGAAAAAGAGAGAUCUGUGUUGCUAUCAAGACUCUAAAAGCUGGUUACACUGAUAAACAAAGGAGAGACUUCCUGAGCGAGGCCAGCAUCAUGGGACAAUUUGACCACCCCAAUAUCAUCCACUUGGAAGGUGUAGUUACUAAAUGUAAACCAGUAAUGAUCAUAACUGAGUACAUGGAGAAUGGCUCCUUGGAUGCCUUCCUCAGGAAGAAUGAUGGCAGAUUUACAGUCAUCCAGUUGGUGGGGAUGCUUCGUGGCAUUGGCUCAGGAAUGAAGUAUCUGUCUGACAUGAGCUAUGUGCAUCGGGAUUUAGCUGCUCGAAACAUACUGGUCAACAGCAACUUGGUCUGCAAAGUGUCUGACUUCGGCAUGUCCCGUGUCCUGGAAGAUGACCCUGAAGCAGCUUAUACCACACGGGGUGGCAAGAUCCCUAUCAGGUGGACUGCACCAGAGGCAAUUGCCUACCGUAAAUUUACAUCGGCUAGUGAUGUGUGGAGCUAUGGCAUCGUCAUGUGGGAAGUGAUGUCCUACGGAGAAAGACCUUACUGGGAUAUGUCCAAUCAAGAUGUUAUUAAAGCCAUUGAAGAAGGGUAUCGGCUGCCACCCCCGAUGGACUGCCCCAUUGCUCUCCAUCAGCUGAUGUUAGACUGCUGGCAGAAGGAACGCAGUGACAGGCCUAAAUUUGGACAGAUCGUCAACAUGCUGGACAAACUCAUCCGCAACCCCAACAGCCUGAAGAGGACAGGCAGCGAGAGCUCCAGACCUAGCACAGCCCUGCUGGAUCCCAGCUCCCCUGAGUUCUCGNUGGUGUGUUCUGUCGGUCACGGCCCCAAAGCCAUUAAAAUGGAGCGAUACAAGGAUAACUUCACAGCUGCUGGCUAUACCACCCUAGAGGCUGUGGUGCAUAUGAACCAGGAUGACCUGGCAAGGAUCGGGAUCACUGCCAUCGCGCACCAGAACAAGAUCUUGAGCAGCGUUCAAGCAAUGCGCACCCAAAUGCAACAGAUGCACGGCAGGAUGGUUCCCGUCUGAGCCUGUACUGAAUAAACUCAAAACUCUUGAAAUUAGUUUACCUCAUCCAUGCACUUUAAUUGAAGAACUGCACUUUUUUUACUUCGUCUCCUCGCCCGUCGAAAUAAAGGUCUGCAGCGUUGCUUGAUGUACAGAUUGCGGAAACCGAGCGUGUGUGUUGGGAGGGGGGCCUCCAGAAAUGACAAGCCGUCAUUUUAAACCAGACCUGGAACAAAUUGUUUCUUGGAACAUACUUCUCUGUUGAUCAACGAUAUGUAAAAUACAUGUAUCUAUAUAAAUAUAAAGUCACAGUCAAGUUUUGAUGCUAUGUUUGCUGCCAGAUACUGUGCUUAAAAAACAAAAACAAAAUUACUUUCCUUCUCCCUGUGACCUGUAGGAUUACAACCAUAGUGUUUUAUUUGUGGGUGAAACCACCGUUGUGCAUCUUUCACUGGAAUGAAGAAUCUGCCCUAGGAUAUUUUUUGCAGACUUGAUGCAUCACUAAUACCUUGCAGAAACCUCAGUGAGAAUAUCAUUUGGCUAAUCAGUGCCUGUUGAUUAGUGAUCUACCCAUUUACGGGCUUGAGACAUGAAAUGACCCACCUCGUGGAUUACUGGGCAAAACUGGACUUCUGGGGAGAUUAUUGGCUGUUGUGCCGUGCUGAAUCCUACCACUUAAAGACAUUUUGUGAACAUCUUGCUAGUAGUCAGCUGUGACAAUCGUGGCUGUGGAGCUUUCAGACUUCUUUUCUCUUUCAAGAAAUGAUUCUCUUUGCCACACGGAGAAGGGAAAUUAGAUUUUGCUUUCACGGCCUCAUAGCCCGUCCUAUUGAUCCUAUUGACCACGGAGGAACAUAGACUAGACAUGAAGCCUUCUGGAUCCA
Molecule: messenger RNA, 3733 nt
Organism: Fulmarus glacialis (Northern fulmar)
Lineage: Eukaryota; Metazoa; Chordata; Aves; Procellariiformes; Procellariidae
Gene: EPHA4
Product: EPH receptor A4
Exons: 18
Biological process (GO): cell surface receptor protein tyrosine kinase signaling pathway; axon guidance; protein phosphorylation
Cellular component (GO): neuron projection; plasma membrane
Molecular function (GO): transmembrane-ephrin receptor activity; protein binding; ATP binding
Source: RefSeq, a predicted model, not a curated record